Messenger RNA from Leptopilina boulardi, 528 nucleotides. RefSeq lists its product as uncharacterized. Lineage: Eukaryota; Metazoa; Arthropoda; Insecta; Hymenoptera; Figitidae. The record is from RefSeq and is a predicted model, not a curated record. The transcript is spliced from 2 exons. Bases 1 to 528 code for a protein of 175 amino acids.
AUGCCAUUGAUGCGAGUAUUACCAUUAGUUUUAUCUUCUGCCAUGGAAUUGUCGCGACUUUCGAGGAGAGCUAAUUCUCUUCAAAAAUUAUUAAAGAUGUCUGAUGUGCAUUCCACAACGAAGAAUUCUUCUUUUAGUCAUCCUUAUCUUCCAAGGCUGUAUAGGGGUUACUAUCCUUCCAGAAAUUUUCUUCAUCGAUUCGUACAUCAAGAGUGGAAGGAGGAAUUAUCUGAUAUAAUUGAUAGGACCUAUCUCAUGUCAAAUGAUCUUCUGGGAUUGUUAGAAGGAACCAUUAUGCCAUCUUCUUCAUUUCCGGGUCCUUGUGAACAUAAUUCCUUCUCUUGUAUUUGUACAGGCACAUAUGGCACAUCCGAUCGUUUCUGUUUGUGUGGGCGAUAUAUACGCAUGAAUUACAGCUCAUACUUGUGUCAGUGUGGACAUGUGACAUUUGAUCCGAACCUGCCUCCUCUUUUUAUCAGACAAUCAGAUGACGGAAUUCCGUGUUUGCAUAUCUCCGAGAAUUUGUGA